Molecule: messenger RNA, 4101 nt
Organism: Tachysurus vachellii
Lineage: Eukaryota; Metazoa; Chordata; Actinopteri; Siluriformes; Bagridae
Gene: tdp2a
Product: tyrosyl-DNA phosphodiesterase 2
Exons: 7
Coding region: 131-1348 (405 amino acids)
Biological process (GO): double-strand break repair
Cellular component (GO): PML body; cytoplasm
Molecular function (GO): single-stranded DNA binding; 5'-tyrosyl-DNA phosphodiesterase activity
Source: RefSeq, a predicted model, not a curated record
CAGGAAAUAGAAAGCGAAGAUUCGCUCACACACACCACCAACAUUAUCACCCGUCCCAAACACACACACACAGUCCCUCAGCGCUUUGCAGUGAGAUCAGGGAUAUUUGAACCUAUCCUUAUAUCUGAGAAUGGAGGACAAGCAAAACCAUGAACAAAGUUUUGCAAGUCCAACAGGGUGUGACAAAGAAAUCAAUAAAACUUCAGAAGUUAGCCAAACUCAAGGAAAAGCUGCCAAGAAGAAAAAACGUGUGAGAAAUAAGCAAAGUGCAGAACGGGCAUCAACAGACAAAAUCGUUACACAAGAUGAUACAUCACAUGAACCAUCUGGUAAAGAAAAACAGCACAUAUUGUCUCAAGCUAACUGUGACCAGUCAACCCAGACAGAAACUCCUAAAAACAUGUUCAAGGACCAGGCUACUCAAACUAUACCACUUGAGCACAUUCUCACACAGACCUCCGAAUCAAAAUCAACCCAGACACAACCUGCCAGGCUCUCAUAUAAACAGUUGUAUGAAAGCCAGGCAUCUGUAAAUGAAGGCCAGGACGGCUCUCCUGAUCAGUGCAGAAACCCAGAGCAGCUCACUGUGCUCAUCUGGAACAUAGAUGGUCUAGAUCCUGAAGACCUCAGAGAACGGAUCCCAAGCCUGUUGAUGCAUUUAGGAAAGUACCGUGCAGAUGUGGUCCUACUUCAAGAGCUUGUGCCCCCUUACCUGAAGAUUUUAAAAGAGAUUAUGACAGAUUAUGAGUUUUUGGCAGGCAGUGAUGAUGGCUAUUUUACUGGAAUACUGCUUCGAAGGUGCAGAAUGGAAUUAGUUCAGAGCAACAUUGUGAAGUAUCCCACUACAGAAAUGGGAAGGAAUCUGUUAAUGGCUGAGGUAAACUUCUCAGCCCAUCAGCUUUGUUUUAUGACCUCUCACUUGGAGAGCUGCAAGGCCAGCUCACAGGAGCGCAUGAACCAGAUGCGCAGGGUCUGGAAGAGGAUGAGGGAGGCACCAGAGAGCCAGACGGUCAUAUUUGGAGGAGAUACCAACUUGAGAGACCGGGAGGUGAAGAAGUUAGGAGGUCUCCCUGAUGAUAUUACAGAUGUAUGGGAGAUGCUUGGAGAGCCUGAGGACUGCAAGUACACUUGGGACACUGUCAAUAAUAAUAACAAUGACCUCCCAUUCUCUGCACGGCUGCGUUUCGACCGCGUUUACAUGAGAGCAGCUAGAGAGGGUGCUCAACUACAGCCAGACUCCAUGACACUGGUGGGAAUGAAGAGAUUAACAUGUGGUCGUUUCACCAGUGAUCACUGGGGUAUUCUUUGCAUGUUCUCUUUUAAGUCAUCAUUGGAGCAGGUCUUAUGAAAUUAAUCUUAAAUUAGGGAUUAAUAAAUUUAAAGUUUAUUUCUAUAAAGCUGCUUUGUGACAAUGUCCAUUAUUAAAAGCACUUUACAAAUAACAUUUUAUUGAAAUUUAACAUAGUAUAAUGACAUAAAUGCUGGAACCUGUUUAGAGUAAAUUCAAGAAUUAAAAUAAAAAAAAAAACCUCUUUACUUUCCCUUUGGAAAUCAUUAGGUAUAAUUAUAAAUUAUAAACAAUGUCACAAUCCAAGCAUUUGAUAUCACAGAAAUAUUUAUUGAAAUUAUGGAUAUUAACUCAAUAUCAAAACAGUCAUUUUUAACUAUCCUUUUUUCCUGGUGUUUAUGAUUUCUUUCCACUGGAGGGCACUCUGUAACAAUUCCUCUCAGUGCCCUCCUGCUUCUUAUUCUAUAAGCUGUUGUAUUUACAAGUCAGCAUUACCAUUGCUGUAUUUAGUAGUCCACACAUGCCAGGGAAUAUAAAAGAGCCAUUAUAAAACAAAAUCACAUCAUCAAUAACUCAUCAGCAGUUUUAUGCUGCUGCUUUACUCAAAAUGUUGAGCUUCUCUUACAACUGAACUGAUGUGUAUUCUUAAGUGUACUGACAUAGAUGUAUAUGAUUCAUUUCCUUGAUAUAAUUUAAGAAAUUGCGUUACCCUUGGCCAGAAUCAGCAUUAUGUUUUUAUUGCCAUGCUUUGCAGUGAGGGAUUUGUUUUCUUUCAGUCACCUUUGCAGGCAAAACUGGACAACCUUGUCUAAACAGAUGGAUGGGAAUAAUUCUUUGGUGGGGAGUUAGGAAACAGGGCCCUGUGUUUUCAUUUGGAAAAUUGAUAUGGACCGCAUCUUCUCUGCUGCUUAAUCCAAACAGAAUUGAAAUAUCUAGUAAAGUCCACUGGAAAUCAGGAAGGGUGGCAGGCUGUCAGCAAAAUAAUUAUUUGUCAUUGGAGUUUUGGGGAAAUGGGUUAGCAAAGAGAAAUGUGCUUGCACACUCUAUAUCCAGCUAAGAAGAUGGUCUGUGUCCAUCUCCACUGGAUAGCACAGCUUACAUGAGUGUGUCUGCCUUUCUCCUUUCAUUCGAAAUGUUCACUUGGAUUAAUCAGAAGUGAUUUUAAAUUUGUUGUAAUCUUAAGAUUCAACCGCCAUGUUUAAGAUGAAAUAAAUGAACAAAAUUUGACAGGAGACCAUUUUUAAGAGAUUUUUUGAUGUGUAACCUGGGUUAUUAAAUAUUACAUGGGAUAUUGAAGCAGUAUUUAGCUAAAGCAGUAAAAUAUGGAUUUUAUUUGUUUCUGCUGCCGCUGACCUUCACACUGGAAGUUCACACACUUUUAUUGUGCUUCUAAUUUUAAUGUGUUGUUGAUUUAUUUAAAAUCCCUGCCUGCAUAUGUCAAUAGAUUUCUAUUACAGGGUCAAACAAGGUUCUUGUUUAUCUGCUUCAUUCAUUUUCCAUUUUUACAUAAUUGAUCUGGCUCUGCAAUUUAGUGGGAUCAUGAGUCUUGGGCACUGUACAUAUACUAUUAUAUUACACAAUACAUGUACUAGAGAAAAAAGGCAAGCGAAAAUGAAUACAUUUUUGGUGUGUUACUCCACUACGUUGUUACUUAAUGCUGUUAAGAAUGUUUAAGUCAUUUAGCAUCAUGUAAAAUUGCCUGCUAAUUACUGCAUCAUUCAUUUACACCCAAAGGCACUGAUCUUCAUAGGAAAAAUUGCCUAUGACAUUGACGAGAAUGAUAAUUAUGGGAAUAAAUGUGACAUUUAGUCAAAACUAAUUGUGUUACUGGGCAAUAUGCAAAAAAGUGAUUAUCACACAUCAGGCAUACCACCAGUAUUUAUCCACUGCAGCUUUACACAUUAUACUCUUACAUAACUCCCUGUUACAACUCAUACCAACAAGUCCAGAAUAUAGCAUAAAGUUUAUUAUCAAAAUAUUUAUGCAGGCUCAGGGAAACAAAGGCUGUAAUAUCACCUGGAAAAGAGGUAUUGCUAUGGAAUUAGCAUUUCUAUUAUGGGAAAAGUAUUGAACAUAAGUCAGUCACUCAUUUCCAGCAAAUCUAAUAAGCACAGAGUCAUGAUGAAGUAUGGCUUAUUGCUUGCUUCCACAGAUGCAUCUAAUUUUGUACACAUAACCAAGCUGUACUUGACUCUACUGAAUUUUAGUGAAAGUGUGAUGAAUCUAGAUCUCACUUCACCUGUAAACUUUAAAGAAUACUGAAACGACUAAAUGUUGUCUACCACAGAAACUGACCUGUUUUCAAAAGACUCUUGUGAGGGGGUUAGCAGAUGUCACUACACUUCCUGGCCACAUUUGGCUGAUCAGAUUAACAAGAACUGAUUUUGAGGACGUCUUAUCUAAUCCAUUGUCCAUAUUUCAAAUUUGAUCAGCUGGAGCUGUCAAUGAGCCUAAGUGGAUCACACGGUGAAGAAAAGGAGAUGAGAAAAGCAGAACAUUUAUUGCACUUAAUUACAGCUCUUUUGAAGGUGGUUCUGAAUAAUGCUUUCACUGCUUAGUUAUAGCUAUCUGUCAAUGCAUCAUACUACAUCUUUCUGAACACGUUCUUUAUCAGCUUCAGUGCAACAUGCUAAUUCAGCAACUGCAGAAAUUUCCAUACUGCUUUGUUGCAUAUCCACACCAGAUCAUUUAUCAUGCUUUUGUUUUGUAGAUGGAUCUGAAUUUGUAUGCUUAUAUUAACAUUAAGCUUUUAUUUAACCAUUACUUUGAACUGUACUACACAUAAAUAAAUUGCUACACGGUAAAAUCAAUAA